Molecule: messenger RNA, 1104 nt
Organism: Aureobasidium vineae
Lineage: Eukaryota; Fungi; Ascomycota; Dothideomycetes; Dothideales; Saccotheciaceae
Source: the annotation of a GenBank genome assembly
UACAAGUCGUCCAUCACUAGUCCAGACAGCCAGAAAAAAGCAGUGGCAGCAGCCUUCCAGCACGCUUGGGAUGGAUGUUCCAAACAUCGUUCCGGCCACGACACAUUACAUCCCGUAACCAACACCUGCGAGGACGACUUUGGUGGUUAUGGCGCCACAGCCAUCGAUUCUUUACCGACCGCAAUCAUCUUCGGAAACGCAAACGUGACCAUUCAGAUUCUGGAUCUCAUCGCUGGUCUAAAUUUCAUGGUAGUUAAGGGAGGUAGCCGCAUCCAGGUUUUCGAAGACUUACUCAACGGUCCAUUUUCUCACAUGGCCAAAGACUCAGGUCUACGGCACGCGCUUUACAUUCAAAUGACCACAUUAGGCGAUACACUCAGCUGUGCUUUCGACAGUCCGAGUGGCGUCCCUCGUGAAUGGGUCGAUGCGGCGUUAUGUCAGUCAGACAAGAGGACUCAGAAUACUAUAGCUGGUGCUGGAACUAUGAUACUUGAGUUCGCAAGAAUGUCAGAUAUCACCGGCAAUCAGACCUACGCGAAUCUGGCGCAAGUAGCCGAAGACCACANNGCUAGCAUCGAACCGUAUGCGGGGCUUCUCGGUUCUUUUACCAGUCGAUCUCUACGAGUUCUAUCUAGAGCGAUAGCUAGUCGCAGCAGACUCGACAAUACGUUCAAUCGGAUCACACCCUUAUGGGCAUCCGAAGUGGACAUUGUUGCCAUCCUAAAACGGAGGAAAUCUGCAGAAUUCGGUGGAAUCACUAUCCUGACUCUCGUAGACUACGGCCUCUCGAUCGCCAGUGCGGCAGGCGCUAUAUAUAACUUAACCAAGACUGAUUUGGGAGGAGAAUUCGAUACCACCUGCGAGGCCAGUGGGAGUAAUCCUUGCGAUUCGAACGACUCUAUCCGAAUCUCCGAUGGGAGGUUUCGUCUACGACCUAAAGUUCUGGAGACGUGGUACUAUGCUUGUCGAGCUAAAAAAGAUGAGAAGUACAGAGACUGGUUAUGGGCUGCCUUUGAAGCCAUUAACCACUAUUGUCGAACAGAGACCGGUUUUAGCUUAACCACUAACGUGGAUGCUCUAGAAGGGGGCAGUAAGGGUGACGUC